UCUGUACAUUGUUUGUACCAGGCCAUAAGAAUUCUUCUUUUAUUAAUUAUAACUAAAUUAAUCAUUUUUUUCCCCAAUUUUUAAGUAUCAUUUUCGACUUUUUAAAUUUAGUAAAAUAAAAUAUCAUACAAAUACGAAGUAUAUAUCUAUCAUAUCUAUCACUCUUAGCAAGUGGGACAUAGGAAGCCCUAUAUAUAUACAAGUCUAAAUGUAACAAAUAGUUGUAGUAAUAGCACCAUAGAUCAAAUCCUCUUAAAAAAAAAAUUAAAUAGCAUAUAAUAGAACAAAUAGCAGCUUCUACAUACAUAUAUACGUAGUAUUUUAGCAUAAAUUUGGUUGCUCCAAUAAUGGUUGAUAGUAUUGUUGUUGAUAGAGAUAAUGAAAAUCAAAGUAAUAGAUAUGAGGGAGCAACAAAUACUAGAAUUCUUCCAGUUUCAGCUACUCCCCCUUCAAAGGCUUCAACUCCCUGGUACCAAAAGGAGGAAACUAUGGAGGAGAAAAGAGUUGGGAGGAGUGCAAAAUUCCUUCAUUGGAUAGGCUACGAAGAAAUUUUCUCUUCACAGGUAUGGAGAGCAUCCGUGGCAGAACUCCUAAGCACAGCCAUUUUAGUAUUCAUGUUAGAUACAAUUUUUAUAUCCUCUAAGAUAAGUCAUGAAACACCCAACAUUGUAUUUGCUUGUUUUGUUGCUCUCAUAGUAGCAUUUCUUCGCCUUGCUACACAUCCCAUCUCCGGUGGCCAUAGCAACCCAACGAUCACCAUCUCCGCGGCCUUUAUGGGCCUCAUAUCCUUAUCGAGAGCCAUGAUCUAUCUUAUAGCCCAAUGCAUAGGGUCUAUACUCGGCGCAUGGGCACUUCAGGCAAUGGUUAAAGACUCUAUAACAAAUAGUUACUUGUUAGGGGGGUGUACACUCGCGGUGGCCACCCCCGGCCCAGAAGGCCUCACCACAAUCGGGAUUGAGACAGCACAAGGUCUUUGGGCCGAGAUCAUCUACACAUUCAUUUUCCUAUUCUCGGUGUGGAUGGCCUUUGAUCAACAACGAGCGAAGGCCUUGGGUCAACUUGUGAUGUGCUCGAUUACCGGUGUCGUGGUUGGGCUGACUAUGUACCUGUCCACCACAGUGACAACCAAGAAGGGCUACACUGGAGCAGUUAUCAACCCAGCAAGAUGUAUUGGGCCUGCAGUUGUGAGAGGGGGGCAUCUUUGGAAUGAUCAUUGGGUUUUUUGGGUUGGGCCUAUACUAGCUUGCUUUGCAUUUUAUCUGUAUAGUAUGGUCCUUCCACUUGAGCAUUUCAAAGCAAGGAUAGCUAAAGAAUAAGCCUAAAAUUUGUAUUUGGAAUAUACUGUAUCAAGCAUUCAAGCAUAUGCAAGUUUGUAAUACAUACUAAGAUGUUGUUGAUAAAUAAAUUAUAUUAUGAGAAAGCAAACAGUUUUGUAAUGUUUGCUUUCUAAACAAGAUUUGUAAUAUGAUGAUUUGAAAAUUAUUAGAUGCAUUUAUCUUAUAAGAUUAAAUUUUAUUACAUGUAUGUGGGAGCAAAAAC
Molecule: messenger RNA, 1539 nt
Organism: Chenopodium quinoa (quinoa)
Lineage: Eukaryota; Viridiplantae; Streptophyta; Magnoliopsida; Caryophyllales; Amaranthaceae
Product: aquaporin-like
Exons: 3
Coding region: 348-1316 (322 amino acids)
Biological process (GO): transmembrane transport
Cellular component (GO): membrane
Molecular function (GO): channel activity
Source: RefSeq, a predicted model, not a curated record